Messenger RNA from Nicrophorus vespilloides, 779 nucleotides. Its product is annotated as probable phospholipid hydroperoxide glutathione peroxidase. The record is from RefSeq and is a predicted model, not a curated record. Gene Ontology annotation, molecular function: glutathione peroxidase activity. The transcript is spliced from 3 exons. Gene Ontology annotation, biological process: response to oxidative stress. NCBI's taxonomy places the organism in Eukaryota, Metazoa, Arthropoda, Insecta, Coleoptera, Silphidae. The coding region runs from base 110 to 709 and encodes 199 amino acids.
AGGUAGACUUGGAUCAGGCAUUUGCAUUUACAAUUUGCGUGGCUAACGUCAGGUUGUAUCCAAGGUGCGAAGUCUCAAAUACUACAAAUAAUUAAGAAGAGAAAUACUGAUGCGUCUGUUUCUAUCGCAAAUAAAGAAAGCAGUAGUAAAUUCCGUCAACGCACGAAAAUACGUCGCGUAUAGCAGCACUAUGGCAGACCAAAUGCAAAAUCCUCAAGACCCAAAGAAGGCCUCCUCCAUCUUCGAGUUCAACGCGAAGAACAUCAAAGGCGAAGUUGUGCCUAUUUCCGACUACAAGGGUCACGUGUGCAUCAUCGUAAACGUCGCCUCGCAAUGCGGAUUGGCAGGAAACAAUUACAAGGAUCUGGUGGAUCUGCACGAACAGUACGGCGAGAGUAAGGGCCUGAAGAUUCUCGCCUUCCCGUGCAAUCAAUUUGGAAACCAGGAAGCGGGAAACACCGACGAGAUCUGCACGUUCGUGUCGAAGCGUAACGUCAAGUUCGAUAUGUUCGAGAAGGUGGACGUGAACGGUAGCAACGCUCAUCCCCUGUGGACGUAUCUGCAGAACACCGUCAAGGGUACGAUCUCCAAUAAAAUUAAGUGGAACUUCACCAAGUUCAUCGUCGACAAGGAGGGAAAACCGGUGGAGAGGCACAGUCCGACCACCAACCCCAAAGAUCUUGUCAAACAUCUUGAAAAGUACUUCUAAAUUUAAUUAUAUUUCUUCAAACGGGUUUAAUUUAUUGUAGCAUUUAAUAAAAAUUAACUAGUUUCAUGUA